Messenger RNA from Pongo pygmaeus (Bornean orangutan), 2425 nucleotides. It is a transcript of the gene ATG4A, whose product is annotated as autophagy related 4A cysteine peptidase. The transcript is spliced from 13 exons. The coding region runs from base 270 to 1466 and encodes 398 amino acids. Lineage: Eukaryota; Metazoa; Chordata; Mammalia; Primates; Hominidae. Gene Ontology annotation, cellular component: cytoplasm. Gene Ontology annotation, molecular function: cysteine-type endopeptidase activity; protein-phosphatidylethanolamide deconjugating activity. The record is from RefSeq and is a predicted model, not a curated record. Gene Ontology annotation, biological process: C-terminal protein lipidation; autophagosome assembly; protein delipidation.
CGCCCGCCUCACGUCGCCGGCUCCGGCUGCCAGUCAAAACAGCCGUUAGAGCUCCACCAAUCACCGGCCUUCCUCGUUCCCUUUUCUUUUCCCGUCGCGCGGCGCCUCUGGGAAUUGCAGUUUGAGAGCAGUUCCGGGCCAGGAGGCACCUUUGCUGCCCUCACAGACUUGGCCCCUAGCAGUGCAGAACUACAAGUCCCAGGGAACCUAGCGACCGUCCGUCCGUAGUCAAGUUGCCGGUGGAAUUGGCCCAGGAUGACAGCUGGAGAAUGGAGUCAGUUUUAUCCAAGUAUGAAAACCAGAUUACUAUUUUCACUGACUACCUAGAAGAAUAUCCAGAUACAGAUGAGCUGGUAUGGAUCUUAGGGAAGCAGCAUCUCCUUAAAACAGAAAAAUCUAAGCUGUUGUCUGAUAUAAGUGCUCGUCUAUGGUUUACAUACAGAAGGAAAUUUUCACCAAUUGGUGGAACGGGCCCUUCAUCAGAUGCUGGUUGGGGAUGUAUGCUACGCUGUGGACAGAUGAUGCUGGCUCAAGCCCUUAUCUGUAGACACUUGGGAAGGGACUGGAGCUGGGAGAAACAAAAAGAACAACCCAAAGAAUACCAACGCAUCCUACAGUGCUUCUUAGAUAGAAAAGAUUGUUGCUACUCUAUCCAUCAAAUGGCACAAAUGGGUGUAGGAGAAGGGAAAUCAAUUGGAGAAUGGUUUGGACCAAAUACAGUUGCACAGGUGUUAAAAAAACUUGCUUUAUUUGACGAAUGGAAUUCCUUGGCUGUUUAUGUUUCAAUGGAUAACACAGUGGUCAUUGAAGAUAUCAAAAAAAUGUGCCGUGUCCUUCCCUUGAGUGCUGACACAGCUGGUGACAGGCCUCCCGAUUCUUUGACUGCUUCAAACCUGAGUAAGGGCACCUCUGCCUACUGCUCAGCCUGGAAACCCCUGCUGCUCAUUGUGCCCCUUCGCCUGGGCAUAAACCAAAUCAAUCCUGUCUAUGUUGAUGCAUUCAAAGAGUGUUUUAAGAUGCCACAGUCUUUAGGGGCAUUAGGAGGAAAACCAAAUAACGCGUAUUAUUUCAUAGGAUUCUUAGGUGACGAGCUCAUCUUCUUGGACCCUCACACAACCCAGACCUUUGUCGACACUGAAGAGAAUGGAACGGUUAAUGACCAGACUUUCCAUUGCCUGCAGUCCCCACAGCGAAUGAACAUCCUGAACCUGGAUCCUUCAGUUGCAUUGGGAUUUUUCUGCAAAGAAGAAAAAGACUUUGAUAACUGGUGUAGCCUUGUUCAGAAGGAAAUUCUAAAGGAGAAUUUAAGGAUGUUUGAAUUAGUUCAGAAACAUCCAUCACACUGGCCUCCCUUUGUACCUCCAGCCAAGCCAGAAGUGACAACCACUGGGGCAGAAUUCAUUGACUCUACUGAGCAACUGGAGGAGUUUGAUCUGGAGGAAGAUUUUGAGAUUCUGAGUGUGUAGAAUCCUGGGAACUCAACUUGAAGGUCUGUCUUCCAUCUGGCACCAUAAAAACAUGAACUUAUUACAUAAAACUUUUCUAGUCAGCAAGUGCCUGAUAUGCCAAUAGCAUACAAACUCAAUAGCAAUCAUGACUGAGCCAAUCACCGUUUCUCAGAAAAACAAAACAAAACAAAUGACAGUAACCCUUCCCCAGAAAGAAAUAGAACAAUCAUGGAGCCUAGGAGCAGAGAGAUGAGGAGGAGUUCAUUGCUUCCCAGUUUGUCUUAUAUGGCUACAGCAAGUCUUCAGCUGCUGCAAUGAGGAAAUGGACAUCUGGAAGACAGACAGCAACUCUCAGCUUGCUUCAAGCACCAGCAGAUAAGAGAUGGUUAAGCUGUUCUUCACCCUUUCAGGUGUGACCUCUUUUGGACUAAAUACUAAGCAGCAAUCUGUUCUCUUGCUCAAAUAAUAAAGUGACUGAAUCAGGGAGGAAAAGGUUCUUGUUAAAUUAUUUGAUUGUGUAGUUGAAGUAAUUAUAAUUUAUAUCAAAAUGUUUGUCAAAGUAACGAUGUCAAAUAUACACUUCUUGAUCUCCCUUCUGUUUGCGGGAAUCUUACUAUUUGAUGGGUCACUGUCCCCAUUCUUACUGAUACUUUUGUCAGAUAUCACCCUGUCCUUAAAUCAUGAUCACUUAAAUCAGGGGUCAGCAAACUUUUUCUGUAAAGGGCCAGACGGUAAAUAUUUUGGGCUUUGCAGGCCAUGCGGCCUCUGUCACAUCUACUCAACUCUGCUGUUGACAUGCAAAAGCAGCAACAGACAAUAUGCAUGUAAAUGAGCAUGGCUGUACUCCAAGAAAACUUUAUUUACAAAAACAGGUGGAGGGCUGGGUUUGGCCUGCAGGCUGUAGCUUGCCAAUCAGUGACUUAAAUUGUUGAUUUUUGUUUGAUAAAUUAAAAAUAAAUUGUGUUUGAAGUAUACCC